CGAAACCGAAAUAUUUUGCACCACUGGAAGGAGGGAACGUUUUUCCUCAUUUUGGAUGCUCGACUGGAAACACUAUAGGAUGACGGCUUAAAAACAUACCACGAUUUGUAACGCCUCUGCAGACGUGUAGCAGAUUUAUCAACCGGCUUGGAGCGACUCCACACAGUUUGUAUCCACUAAUAUCACGAGCAAAAGAUUCCGCCUGGACGUGGGGCUAAACGUCGCCAAGUACCGACUCAAAGAUGAGCAGGAUUACACUUUGUUUCUGCGUCUUUGGGACCUUCACUUUCUUCAACCAAGAAAUGCUUCUCAUAGCAUCACAGGACAUUCUCAGUGGCCUAAAACUGCCAACAGCCACAAUCCUCAUUUGCCUAAUUGCACCUCUGAUGAUCAUAAAAAUUAUCGCGCCCUGGUUUAUUCAAAAAAUUCCUUACGUCGUAAGGGUGUCCUUCGUCGCUCUGUGCAUGACUCUGGCACUUGUUCUCAUCGUAUUCGUUGAAAAUAUCAAAGUAAAGCUGGUAGGAAUCGCGUUAAAUUCUUUGGCUACAGGGACUUCUGAAAUUACAUUUCUUGGCCUCACAUCGUUUUAUCCACGAACUUACAUAAGUGCUUUCGUGGCAGGCACUGGAAUGGCUUGUCUAGUCCCUCCACUUUACUACACAGGGAUCACAACAUGGACUUGCUGCGCACCGAAGACUGCCAUCAUGGCAGUGAUCCCGUUGCCUCUACUGCUCCUUGUGUUCUAUGCAAUUCUGGACAAGAGCUACAUCACAAACGGCUCCAACAGCAGACGCAAGGAGCGCAUCCAGGUGGAGUACACAAUUAUACCAUCCACCUCUGACAUCAAGGACCAAUUCGCGACUGACAUUCAAUCGUCCAUCUGUGGGGAAAAGCUGAGAAUCGGUGUGAAAAUUCUUCCGUACAUCAUUCCACUUCUACUGAGCUUCUUUGCAGAGUACCUGUCCAAUUCAUCCGUGAUUACCACGAUCGUCCCCAAUUCCAAAGUCCCUCCUCGCGAUCACUUCCUUUACUACCUCUUCUCCUAUGAAAUCGGCAAGUUCCUCGGGAGAAGCCAUCUGUUUAUACUCUCGUGCCUGCCGUCUGACUCCCUGGAGGUCUUGAGGUGCAAGAGGACAUGGGUGUUCGCGUUGAUUGAGCUAGCGCAUCUUAUUUUUUUCCUGUUAGAAUCCUGGUAUCAUUUCGUCUGGUACAUGUGGAUAGUAAUCUUCCUCUGCUUUACCCUUGGUCUGGUUGCUGGAAUGCUGGUCUUGCACUCGCCCCAUGCCGUCUCGGGUCAUGUUGCGCCCGAGGAGAAAGAGUUUGCCCUGGGACUGCUGACAGUCGGUAAUGCAGUCGGCGGAUUCGUGGCCGGGUUACUUGGCCUGGUUGUGGAGCCAUAUCUGCGAAAGAAAUGCCUCGUACAUUACUCAGCCAGCAAAGAGCUUUGUUUCACAAGAACUCAGAACACCACUGGAUGGGACAGUAAUAUACAUUGUUAAACGUUUCUCCGUUGCAAAUCUAUGAACUGUUGAGAAUAGUCGAAUGCCAAAUUUUACAGUAUGGUAAACUUUCAGAGCCCAGCUUAGCGAACUCGAACAGCUCAGAAAACGUUCCAUCUUAGCACCUUCCGUUGUCCCCAGUCCCACCCUCCUUCCCAGUGACGGAUACUUAAAUGCUCAAAGAGGAAGGUGGAAAGGGGGCCAAAGAAAGUUUUUUUUUGCUUAAAUAACAGGGGGGGGGGUUGGAGGAUGACGUGACGUCACAAUUUGACUAUCACUGGCACUAGGGCUUGCCACAAGUUGCUCGAGAUUUCCCAAAAAGUUUCCCGAAAUUUCUCAAAAAGUUGCUCAAAA
This is a messenger RNA of Orbicella faveolata, 1853 nucleotides long. RefSeq lists its product as uncharacterized. NCBI's taxonomy places the organism in Eukaryota, Metazoa, Cnidaria, Anthozoa, Scleractinia, Merulinidae. Gene Ontology annotation, biological process: regulation of intracellular pH. The record is from RefSeq and is a predicted model, not a curated record. Gene Ontology annotation, cellular component: vacuole; membrane.